Messenger RNA from Colletotrichum destructivum, 1135 nucleotides. RefSeq names its product Putative short-chain dehydrogenase/reductase SDR, NAD(P)-binding domain superfamily. Lineage: Eukaryota; Fungi; Ascomycota; Sordariomycetes; Glomerellales; Glomerellaceae. Gene Ontology annotation, molecular function: acylglycerone-phosphate reductase (NADP+) activity; triacylglycerol lipase activity. Gene Ontology annotation, cellular component: lipid droplet; endoplasmic reticulum. Bases 205 to 1086 code for a protein of 293 amino acids. The transcript has a single exon. Gene Ontology annotation, biological process: phosphatidic acid biosynthetic process; triglyceride catabolic process. The record is from RefSeq and is a predicted model, not a curated record.
CUUGAUUCAUGACACGCAUCUGGACCUGUAACUUCGGCCUGUCACUGACACCGCGCCGUCGUUUGAUUCACCCGCCCAGCAUCAAUCCCAAACCGAACACAGUUCUCUGAUGGUGUGCCCAGCCCCUCCAUGUUAUUAGCGAUUACUUGGAUGCUGCAACCUCGGACUUCAUUUUGAUCAUCAUACUCAUCAACAAUCAUCAUCAUGGCACAGAAGACUAUUCUCAUCACUGGAUGCUCAGACGGUGGCCUCGGCUCGGCGCUCGCUCUGGCCUUUUCCAAGGCCGGUUGGCGUGUCUUCGCCACCGCCCGCAACCCAUCCAAGUUGGAGCAGACAACCGCUGCGGGCAUAGAGGCCUUGUCGCUGGACGUAACGUCCAAGUCAUCCAUCUCAGAGUGCGUCUCGCGCGUUGGCCAACUUACCGGCGGGUCCUUGGACGCGUUGUUGAACAAUGCCGGCGCCGGCUAUUCGAUGCCUCUCAUGGACACGAGCCCGGAACAGACACGAAGUGUGUUCGAGCUGAACGUCAUCUCGCUCAUCUGCACCACGCAAGCCUUUCUCCCACUGCUCCUUCAGUCCGAUGGCGGGAUGGUCAUCAACAACACCUCCAUCUCCUCGGUGGGGGGAAUGCCAUGGCAGGUUAUCUACAAUGCGUCCAAAGCGGCGGCGGCCUCUGUCACGACGGGAAUGCGACUUGAGCUCGCGCCCUUCGGGAUCAAGGUCAUCGACCUCAAGACGGGUACAGUCACAUCAAAUUUCAUCCAAAACCUCCCUCCAGCUGUACUUCCCGCCAAGUCUCUGUACGGAAUCGCGAGAAAGGAGGUUGAGAAAGUGAUGUCGGCCGAGAAGAUCCGAAAGGAGGGAACGAGUGCCGACGCUUGGGCGGAAGCGGUGGUUGUGGAGGUUACGAAAUCUAAGCCCAAGCUUUGGAUUUGGAAAGGGGCGAACUGCUUCUUUGUUUGGUUUGUCUCAACAUUCUUGCCCGUCGGAUGGUUUGAUGGAAUUAUGAAAAAGAUGGUCGGAUUGGACAUUGUGGAGCAAAGAGUGAGAGCGCUGGGAGGUCCGAACAAGUUGAAAGUGUUGUAAUUAGUAGGACUUGGAUGAGAGCUCAACAGACAUACAGAUUUCGUAGUUC